CAGAGCUGCACAUGCGUGUACCGGUCAUACGAGAUCGGUCGACGAAUAAUUUUGUAAACAACAGAAUGAGAUAUAGAAUCUUACAUAACUAACUGUUAUGGUCGCCGGAAGUUCCUCUUCUUAUCAUCAAUGAUCAAGGGACGAGAGUGCAAGAUAUUGUAACGUAGACGUUUUAUAGAAGAUACCACCCGGCCAGUGCAGUGAUAGUGGACGGAAACAGAUCUAUUUCAUGGAUCACCAGAUCUGAUUCAUCUAAUCAUCUAUCAUUUAUCUUGAAUGUGGGGCUUGCAGGCGGCAGUGUGUAAUUUGCUAAUGCCCUACAAGCUGAAUGAAUAAAUCACCAGAUCUGGGAGAGAGGAGGGGUGACGAAGAAGAUAUCACUCCCAACCCUCAAACUUUUCUACUUUCAUCACAACCAGACCAAGCCAGCCCAUCUAGCACUUCAGGUAAAGUACGAAGGCGCAUCAAGAAGAAACGCCAGCCCCGAUCUUCACAAUCCCAAGGAUCCGACUCUGAUUCUAUGGAUGAGGAUCCUGAGGUAGGGUCUAACCAACCCUUAAGGGACGACCAAGAACCCAGGGAUCCCUCAACUAUCACUGUAGAGGAAGUCACUGAAGUUGAGGAAACUUCGACCCUCAGGUCAAGCGAUGGAGAAAAAGAGGUGAAGGAGCUUGAGGUUGAACCUCAACCAGCCGGAGGGAGCGAUAGUGAGUACGACUUUGCCUUGCUGAAGCAGCAGGCCGACGAGCUGGCGCACAAGUUUGUCCAGAAGGUGAAGGACGUUACCUGGAAGGUCACCCACCAUAAUUUUUUACCAGAUUGGCUGAAGGACAACGAUUACCUUCACUACCACCACCGCCCUCCUCUACCGUCGUUCAGGACAUGCUUUAAGUCCAUCUUUAGAAUUCACACAGAGACAGGCAACAUAUGGACACAUCUUCUAGGUUGUAUAGCUUUUAUUAUCAUAGCCAUCUACUUUUUAGUACAGUCCAUCAUGUCAAGGGAUGACUGGCAGGAGAUUGUGGCAUACAUGAUGUUUUUCUUGGGUGCCAUUCUGUGUCUCGGAUUCUCUUGCCUCUUUCAUACAUGUUACUGCCAUUCUUCUCAAGUCUCCAAAAUAUUCAGCAAACUAGACUACUCUGGCAUCACUUUCCUGAUAGUUGGAUCCUUUGUGCCUUGGCUCUACUUUGGUUUUUACUGUGAGAACAUCACCCGUUACGUCUACUUGGCCCUUAUAUUGGUCCUUGGUGCUCUCUGUCUCUUUGUAGCUCUAAGGGACACAUUCAGUCUACCAAAGUACCGUCCCCUCAGGGCAGGUCUAUAUGUUGCUUUAGGCCUCAGCGGGGUGAUACCAGCCAUUCAUUACGUGAGCAUCAACAGCUUCUUGACGGCCAUCCAGGGGGGUGGACUCGGCUGGAUGAUACUCAUGGCAUGCCUCUACAUCUCAGGAGCAUUACUCUAUGCUAUACGCAUCCCAGAACGGUUUUUCCCUGGAAAGUGUGACAUUUGGUUUCAGAGUCAUCAGAUAUUCCAUGUCCUGGUUCUAGCAGCUGCCUUUGUCCACUACCACGGUAUCAACACAAUGGCUGCGUACAGGGAGCAGAUCGGAGAGUGUAAUGCCGGUGACCUUUACACAGACAUAGCAACCACUGUUGAAAACUGAACCCAAAA
Lytechinus variegatus (green sea urchin) is the source of this 1671-nucleotide messenger RNA. Its product is annotated as adiponectin receptor protein 1-like. Gene Ontology annotation, cellular component: plasma membrane. The record is from RefSeq and is a predicted model, not a curated record. Bases 329 to 1663 code for a protein of 444 amino acids. Gene Ontology annotation, biological process: adiponectin-activated signaling pathway. The transcript is spliced from 9 exons. Gene Ontology annotation, molecular function: signaling receptor activity. Lineage: Eukaryota; Metazoa; Echinodermata; Echinoidea; Temnopleuroida; Toxopneustidae.